CACGUGAAGGGGUGGAUUUAUCUGGACAGAAUAGUAGAUCCUUCCUCAGAAAAAAAAAAUGGAGCUAUUAUCUUCUUCACCAUUUUCAGCUGCAACAGUGUGUGUGUUGAGCGUGAUCGUUGCUGUGAUUCCGUUAUGGGCGGUGAAGAUGGUGAACACGCUUUGGCUUAGGCCUAAGAGGUUGGAGAAGCUUCUGAGAGCACAAGGUCUUCACGGUGACCCAUACUCCCUUUCACCUUCCACCUCCAACCAAAAUCAAAGUGAAGUGCAGCAACAAAAACCCGAUUCUGAAUCUUUUGCUCUCUCCGACGAUGUGGCGCCUCGUUUAUCCACCUCGCUGUACUAUACUAUCGCCAAAUACGGAAAGAAAUCCUUUUUCUGGGAAGGAAGAACACCAAAGGUUAUCAUUUCGGAGCCAAAUCAAAUCAAAGAAGUCUUUAACAACAUUCAUAACUUACACAAGCCAAAGUUAAGUGGCAAUGCUAAGUUCUUGAUGAAUGGUCUGUUAAGUUACGAGGGCGAGAAGUGGGCUAAACAUCGACGGAUUAUCAACCCAGCAUUCCACUUAGAAAAGUUUAAAAAUAUGAUACCAGCAUUUUCUCAAAGCUGCUAUGAUAUGAUCAGCAUGUGGGAGGGAAUGUUGUCAUCAGAUGGAAAAUGUGAGAUUGACGUUUUUCCUUUCCUUCAAAAUUUGAGUCGUGAUGCAAUUUCUAGAACAGCAUUUGGAAGCAGCUAUGCAGAAGGAGAGAAAAUUUUUCAACUUCUGAAAAUGCAGGGCUAUCUUGUCAUGAUGACAGCAAAGUACAACAACAUACCAAUAUUGAGGUAUCUACCAACAGCUAUCAACAAGAAGAUGAGAGCAGUUGAUAAAGAUAUUCAUGAUUCAAUUGAGGUUAUCAUAAAGAAAAAAGAGAAAGCCAUGAAGAAUGGAGAAACCUGCAAUGAAGAUUUAUUAAGCAUACUUUUGGAAUCAAAUAAAAUGGAAACUCAGGGACAUGGAAACGGUACGAGUGCUGGAAUGACUUACGAAGAAGUAAUUGGAGAAUGCAAGUUGUUCUACUUAGCAGGGCAAGAGACGACUUCAUCUUUGUUGGUCUGGGCAAUGAUUUUCUUGAGCAGGUAUCCUGAAUGGCAAGCACGAGCGAGAGAGGAAGUUCUUCAUGUUUUUGGAAACCAAACUCCAAAAUUUGAUGGUUUAAGUCAGCUUAAAGUUGUGACCAUGGUUAUAUACGAGGUUCUAAGGUUAUACCCUCCUACCAUUUUCUUCAAUCGCACUCUUCAGAAGGACAUGAACCUUGGAAACCUAUCACUACCUGCAGGAGUAAAGGUUGCGUUGCCGAUAUUUUUGCUUCAUCAGGACGGUGAUAUCUGGGGUGAUGAUGCGAAGGAGUUCAACCCUCAAAGAUUUUCUGAAGGAAUUGCUAAGGCAACAAAGGGCCAACUUUCUUUUUACCCAUUUGGAUGGGGUCCUAGAAUAUGCAUUGGCCAAAACUUUGCCUUGUUGGAAGCUAAGAUAGUGUUGUCAUUGCUUCUGCAGAAUUUCUCAUUUGAGCUUUCUCCUAAUUAUAAACAUGCUCCAACGGCUGUGCUUAGUUUGCAGCCAAAACACGGGGCACCUAUUGUUUUGCAUAAACUACAAAAUCCAUCUUAGCUUUUUACCUUUUUCAAAUAUUGGAACUGGAAUCACUGCUUGUGCAGCAAGACUAUGCAAAUGUACUCUUCAUUCUUACUUGGUUCAGUGUUUUGCAUUAGAUUUGCGUGUCUGGAGACUGUAAUAUUAGUAUAUCUUGUACUUGGAUUGAAAACCUUCUCUCAAAGAAUCUAGCAGUGCUGUGUAGCAUAUCUAUGGUUCGAUGCAGAACAAAAGGUAAUAUUAGUGUUUUGUCACUUUGUUUAAAUGCUGCCACUUAAUACUUUUCUA
Vigna unguiculata (cowpea) is the source of this 1921-nucleotide messenger RNA. Its product is annotated as 11-oxo-beta-amyrin 30-oxidase-like. Gene Ontology annotation, molecular function: heme binding; monooxygenase activity; oxidoreductase activity, acting on paired donors, with incorporation or reduction of molecular oxygen. NCBI's taxonomy places the organism in Eukaryota, Viridiplantae, Streptophyta, Magnoliopsida, Fabales, Fabaceae. The record is from RefSeq and is a predicted model, not a curated record.